Condylostylus longicornis is the source of this 3732-nucleotide messenger RNA. It is a transcript of the gene CoRest, whose product is annotated as REST corepressor. Gene Ontology annotation, cellular component: histone deacetylase complex; transcription regulator complex. The record is from RefSeq and is a predicted model, not a curated record. NCBI's taxonomy places the organism in Eukaryota, Metazoa, Arthropoda, Insecta, Diptera, Dolichopodidae. Gene Ontology annotation, molecular function: transcription corepressor activity. Bases 630 to 2531 code for a protein of 633 amino acids. The transcript has 10 exons. Gene Ontology annotation, biological process: regulation of transcription by RNA polymerase II; negative regulation of DNA-templated transcription.
AGUGGGUAGUUGAAGUUGACUGAUUUGGUAACUGAAAUAAAAGUUUUUUUUUUGUUUCAUUAAAAGCAAAUUAAAAAUUAUUUCAAGUAAUCUUAAAAAGUUGUAAUAUUACUCAAUAAAAGUUCAUUUUUAUGUUAACAAGCUACUCUUGAAGCUAAGUGUUAUAAUUUGUACAGAUAUGAAAUAAUUAAAGAAGGCGAAAUAAUGCUAUCUGUCAGUUUUAAAUGUACCAAAAUUGAAAUUUACGUAAAUUAUAAAAUCUUUAAAGUUUAAGUUUCUUAGAUUUAAUUACUAAUCAAUAUAAGGUGAAUUUUAAUCUAAAAACAAUCUGCAGUUAUAAUUAUAUAUGCAAAUCACUUGCAAACAAAUCAAAAAAUCGACUGCAUUAAUCUACGGCCUCUGUUAAAAGUGACGGUCGCCAUUGCAAAAGUGAACAUAGACAUCAAUUGACAAAUUUUAAGAUACAUACCUCUAACGCGAGAAAUAUCAGCAUUCAUUUCAAAAUUGCUCCGCCUGUACCUGGCGUGCAAAUUGAAAAUUAAUAAAUUUUAAUACUAAAGGAUUUUUAAUGUAUUGCUGACAAAAAAUAGACUAUUAAAAGAAUAUUUAAAAAAAAUAAUUGAUUUGAAAUGGUAUUAGCAGAGAGACAUGCAGAGUUAUUAAGGAAUGGUAGAAGAUCUAGGGGACCCAGUCCAAAUGGCCACAAUGGAGGGUCACCCGAUACUAGUUCAGAUGAAGACAAUUCUAUUAAAAGAAAUGGGAAAACAAAAGCAAAACAAAGCGAAUAUGAAGAAAAAAUUAGAGUGGGAAGGGAUUACCAAGCCGUAUGUCCAGAACUAAUACCUGUUGUUGAUAGGAAACCAGAAUUAUUAAAUGACAGGGCGUUGCUGGUUUGGUCGCCAACGAAAGAUAUUCCUGAUUGCAAAUUGGAAGAAUAUAUAUCAGUGGCAAAAGAAAAAUAUGGCUAUAAUGGUGAACAAGCAUUAGGCAUGCUAUUUUGGCAUAAGCACGAUUUAGAAAGAGCUGUAAUGGACUUAGCAAAUUUUACCCCUUUCCCAGAUGAAUGGACUGUUGAAGAUAAAGUGCUAUUUGAACAAGCUUUUCAGUUCCACGGAAAAAGUUUUCACAGAAUUAGACAAAUGUUACCUGACAAAUCAAUAGCAAGUCUAGUUAAGUACUAUUAUUCGUGGAAAAAAACUCGACACCGCCAAAGUGUAAUGGACCGUCAAGAAAAAGCCAAAGCUAGCAAAGAUGGUUCAGAAAAUGGUAGUGAAAAUGGCAGCAACGAAGAAUCUGAGAAUGAUGACAAGGAGCAAACAACUACAUCUCCUGCGACAUUACAAGAUUCUAAAGCUACAACAAGCGGAAGUAGCAAUAAUAUAAAUGUUGGGGGGAAUGUCACAUCAAUUGGUAAUGUGAUUUACGGUAAUAACACCAUAGAGACAAGUCGUAAUACAAAUAACUCGAAAAAGCAGCAAUUACCACAAUCUGUUAAUAACCAACAAGGGCAGAUUCUUAAUACUUUAAGUACAGAACAAGAAAAUGCUAGUAGUGAGACUUUAAAUAACGCAAACAUUAUAAAGGAAGGCUGUUGCACUGGUUGCGGAGUUUCUUGUAAUAUCUUAACAGCAACUUUGCAAGGCAAAUUGUGCAACAGUUGCCAUCAUCAUUGGAGACGAACUGGAAACAAACGUCCAACAACUGGCCCGUAUUUUAAAAGGUUACGCGAUCGUUCCGAUAGACAAAAACGUAAACCACCACGUGGUAUGCAUAUUAAUCAUGAUGAUAUCGUAGCCUUAGCGAGUUCCAAUAACAAUCAAGAUGAAUUGCUUUCAAAUACUGAAAGGGAAAUCGUUUCAUUAUUGAGUCAAGUUCAACAAAACAAACAAGCAAUUUCGUCUUUAAAAAGAAAAAUUUCUGAAAGCUGUGAAGAUUUGCGUCCAAUUGAACAACCAAAUCGUAUUAAUUCAAGAUGGAGUAAUGAAGAAUUAUCAAUGGCUGUACAUGGUGUAAAGAAGUUUGGGAAAGAUUUUCAAGCUAUUGCUGAAAUGCUUGGUACUAAAACAGAAGCACAUGUUCGUACAUUUUUCGUCAAUUAUCGCAGGCGAUAUAAUUUAGAUAAUGUCCUUAAAGAAUUCGAAGCCGAACGUACCACAAAUCAAACUUCAGAAGAAGAAAAACCACAAGAUGCUAUAAAUUCUGAUGAAAAAAUGUCAGAAAAAGAUAUAACAGAAAGUAAAGAAGAAAAGAAAGAUGAUGAAAUUCUUCUUCAAAAAAAUAAUAUAGAAGAAAUUGAGGACAAAAAUAUAGCAUUAUUAUCUAAUAACACGGUUACAAAUGAAGAGUUUAGCAAUAUUAAUGAUACUACAAUUGAUAUAACAGUUCCGGAAAAAACUGAUAUAACACCUCAAAUUAAUUCAUCAGAAAAUAUUAUUAUGGAGAUUGAUUUGGAUAGUGAGGCAAGUGAAUCAUCAUCCCCAAUUAAAAAAAUCAAAGCAUCUGAAACAACGCCAACACAAAUUAAGCUAUAAUUUGAAUAAAUCUUUAAAAGUCUUUGAAGAUAAAAAUAGAAAACAAAGAAAACAAAUUAUCACUACUCCAAUUUUUAAUUAGUUUACGUGAGUUUUUCAUUCUAUCGUAUAAUAAAUACAUAAUUAUAAUUAAAAAAUUUUGAAUCGUAAGAAAUUAAUGCGCGAGUGUAUUAAGCUAAGUGAGGAACUUUAAAAUAUUUUCAGUUUUAUUUCUCUUUUUAUUUUUAUUUUUUUUUUCUAUCCAAUAUUAGUGUUCAUUUAUUGUAUUGCGUUUAAUUUUAUAUAUUGUAGUCCUAAAUGAGUUUUAAAUUUGAGCAUAAUAAAUUUUUUAUAUAUUCUGAUAAUAAUUACUAGAGUUAUUAAUACAUUAAUUAAUAUUUAAUUUAAUUUGGAUAUGUGUAACAUGUCCAAAAUGUCCAAUUUAUUUUAACAUUAUUUAGAUAUUCAAAAUACAAGAAAAUAAUAAUUCGAGAACUGUACAUGUAUAGAUUUAACAACCUAAUGCCAUACAGAAAUUAAUUCAAAAUAAUGAUAAUUUAUAUUCUUAGUUGUAGAAAUAUUUCUUUAAAUUAUAUAAUAUAAUCUUAUAUAAUCUUUAAUUAUAUAUGAUAGGAUGAGUUCGUGUUCACAGCAAAUAUGUUUUAAAUACAUUGUUAUAACCUUGUUUAAUACAUCGUUUAAUACGUUGUUUAAUAGAUAUUGGAUUAAUUCCGGAAUUACAACUGGUAAUCUGAAUUAAAUAUCAAUUCAGGAAAAUUUUAUAUAUCAUAUACUUUAUGAGAGCAAUUAAAAUGUUUUGGAUGCGCUACAAAAUCUAUUUACUGCACAAUCCAAAUGUGAAAAAUACAUUAGUUAGAAACGUUAUACAUUUUUACAUAUUGUUAGACAAUAUAUCAAAUAUUAAUAGAACUGCAAAACCGAACUCAAAAAUACUCAGAAAUUAUAUUUCAAAUUUAAGCCAUAUUUUCCAUGUUUAAUUUUCUUGGUUAGGUAUGUAACAUGUCAGCGCAUAUAACCCGUUUUUCGUUUUUAUGCACAUACAUUCAUACAAAAGAAAAUUUCUUAAAAAAAUAAUUAAAUUAAAAUUAAAUUCUACAGCAUAAUUAAAAUAAAAGACAACCCUCUAUUAUUACAUAAAAUAUUGGCAAAUAAUUAAAUAUUUAAAAAUGUUAAAAUAUCCAAUCGUUAAAAUUCAACGAAA